AUGAUUCUUGACGCAAACUGCGUCAUCGCUGUAUGCAACACCCGCGGCGAUGGGCAGGACUCGUACUUGAAUGUCAUCAGCGGCCCGACAUACUAUCGCUUGAUCAAGCAGUGGUGUGAGCCUCAAGGGUCUGGCGGUCGGGCCCCAGGCCCUGCUCAAAUAGAGGCAGGUUCAAACCAAUACGUCGAAGCCGGCGCCGUCCCAGCAAGUUUCGCUAGACGCAGCUCCAUUCGCACCACGACCCGCUCUGCUAAGCCGCAACUAAGAGUUGACUCGAAGACGAUAGAGGAGAUGGAGGUUUUCUGGGAGACGGUGAGGAACGAAACCAUCCAGCGUCAAUCCGAGCCUACUAUCCAGAAGAGACAAGAAGAAGUGCUUGUCCUCGGUCUGUCCAAGUCCGUUACUCAACCCGGCGUCAGCAACCGGAUGAGCGGCAUCACCUCACCCGGCGUAUCCACCGAGUGGUCGACUACAGAAGGCUUUUCCACCAGCGUCGGCGUGAGUGCCGAAUUAAGCGUCGGCUUCUUUGACAUCUUCACUGCAUCCGUUGGUAUCGACGUAUCUAUGGAAUUCAGUCAGGAGUACACCCGGACGAUUGAGUUUGAUCCAAGCAAGUCGUGCAGUACUUCACAGGAGGCCUUUAUGGUCUUCUUGCCGCACUUCGAUCACUACGUUGUCGCGGACGAGAACGGCAACCAGUACGAUAUCUGGAUUCCCGUAGAAGGAGGCGAUGUCGCAGUCCAGUGUCUUGGCUAG
This is a messenger RNA of Alternaria triticimaculans, 756 nucleotides long. RefSeq lists its product as uncharacterized. The record is from RefSeq and is a predicted model, not a curated record. Lineage: Eukaryota; Fungi; Ascomycota; Dothideomycetes; Pleosporales; Pleosporaceae. Bases 1 to 756 code for a protein of 251 amino acids. The transcript has 3 exons.